This is a messenger RNA of Cottoperca gobio, 1784 nucleotides long. RefSeq names its product F-box/LRR-repeat protein 12 (gene fbxl12). Gene Ontology annotation, cellular component: SCF ubiquitin ligase complex; cytoplasm. Bases 85 to 1365 code for a protein of 426 amino acids. Lineage: Eukaryota; Metazoa; Chordata; Actinopteri; Perciformes; Bovichtidae. The record is from RefSeq and is a predicted model, not a curated record. The transcript has 3 exons. Gene Ontology annotation, biological process: SCF-dependent proteasomal ubiquitin-dependent protein catabolic process. Gene Ontology annotation, molecular function: protein binding.
UCCGGGGGACCGCUAAUGUAGGCGCAACCUGUGUGCGCCGGGAUAUCAGCCCGUGUUCAAGGUUUUAAUAGUUUUGUUUACAAAAUGGAUGAAUAUAAAGCCUGUAACCUGGACUACUUUCCAGAAAACAUUUUAAUUGACGUGUUGUCGUUUUUGAGCGUACGAGAGCUCGUCAAAGCCGGAAGAGUGUGUAAGAGAUGGAAACGCCUUGUUAAAGACCAAAGACUGUGGAGACUUGUCGAUCUGACUGCAUGGAAAGGGGUGACAUCCCGCAUACUCUGGCUCCUGCUUCGUCAGUACCUUGGUUGUGGACUAAGGUGCCUACGUUUGCGUGGUUUGCUGCUUUCUGCUCGAGGGGGCACCUUUCUCUCUGAGUCUUGGCUCAAAGCUUUGUCCACAAAGUGCCCUCGCCUGAGUAAGCUCUAUCUUCUGCACGCAGACCUGCGAGGCCUGCCCAGUUGCCAGCUCCUACCUACGUCUUUGCAGGUGCUGGAGCUGCGUGGCUGUGAGCUGCCUCGUGAAUUUUUCAACCAGACUUCACCUGCUUGUUCCCAAGAAAGAGCAGAAGCCACAUCCAGCGUUGGUGCUCAACAGAAAGGAAGGGAUCGGAAAGGAAAAGGUCAGGGCUCUCCAUCAGGGAUUGGCAUUGGGAGGUUAGUCCUUAACAACGUGCCCUCUUUCACAGACCAGCAUCUGCAGAGUCUGACAACAUGGGAGAAGCUCAGUCGGCUGGAGCUGCGCGACACCUUUCGUGUGACAGCUAACGGGCUCAGGAGCUGUGCUGCCAAGGACGUCCCCUGUGGUGUGGAAGGGCUUUCCAGGCUCAAGUUUUUAGAAAUAGGCAUCACUGGGCGGCAAGGCUACCAGUUACAGAUGGCCUCCCUCGGGCUGGGGGCAGGAUGGCUCGGCCUGGAGGAGCUGAGUCUUGGGGGUAAGGAGGUGGGGCCGGGCUUGCUCUGUGCCAGCCGCCUGAAGGACCUGAAAUGUCUGUGCCUGUGGGCCUGCACGCUCAGCAAGAUGCAGAUAGUGCGGAGCUGCAGGAUGCUCCGUGGGCUUCGCCGGCUGGAGUUUUUGGACGUGACCUUCCAGCCUCCACAGUGUCCACCUGUAGUAGAGGGGGAGGGUGCUGGCGUUGGCGCUGGCGCUGGUGCUGGAGCUGGUGCUGGAGCUGGUGCUGGUGCUGGUGCUGGUGGUGGAGAAGAGCAGGAAAAUGAGGAAGCUGCAGGUGGAGAUAACAGCAAUGAAGAGAACAAGACACUAGACACGAACGAUCCCAUUCCAAGUUUGCGUCGCUCACUGGCUGUCCUGCUGCCAUCCUGCACUCUAGUUUUCACCAACUGCUCUGUUCAGAUCAACGCAGACUAAAUCUCUUCUCCUGCUGUAUACAAGAAGUGGCCAAUUAUAGAUACAAUUCUCUUUCACACAGGCAUAUGUCAUUUUCUGUAGCGUUAUGGGUAUAACAAACGACUUAAAGUUGUUAUCAUUGUGUCGUGCGUAAAACUAUGAGUCGACAAGAUGUAACUAAAUCAUCAGAGCCGGCUCCGGAUAUGAAUCAGAUAUUCAUGUCAACAACAUUUUAAAAACACUGCAAAACAUCUACUGUAUAAUACUAGAGAAAUCAGAGUAAACUCUUUAAUUAAAUAGUCCACCUUGCCUUCUUUUCCAGGCUUUUAAGACGUUUUCCCCCGUAAUUAUUUUUUAAUCUGCCAACCUCAAUAGCCAGAGGAGGAAAACCAUGUUUGACUUCUCGAUAAGCAAAAUGUAUCAUAUGAUUCAAGGCCAUA